AUGAGUGAAAAAAGAAUCAUGAAGGAGGAUAUUAAUAUGGAUAAUAAUAAGGGUAAUAAUAAGGAUAUUAAUAUGGAUAAUAAUAAGGGUAAUAAUAAGGAUAUUAAUAUGGAUAAUAAUAAGGGUAAUAAUGAGGAUAUUAAUAUGGAUAAUAAUGAGGAUAAUAACAAGGAUAAUAAUGAGGAUAAUAAUGAGGAUAAUAACAAGGAUAAUAAUGAGGAUAAUAAUGAGGAUAAUAACAAGGAUAAUAAUGAGGAUAAUAAUGAGGAUAAUAACAAGGAUAAUAAUGAGGAUAAUAAUGAGGAUAAUAAUGAGGAGUUCAUUAACUCAGAGGACAUAAUAAGAGAAGGGACGUUUUCACAUAAUAAGAAUGAAAAUCAGAGAGGAAUAGAGAAAAUGGUUUCAAUGGAUUCACUUGAAAAUAUUUCUCCAUCCAAGCAUCAAAAUAAUAAUCAAGACAACAACUCUAAAAUGUUGGAAGAAAUGGCAGGUGGUUCUACUACGCUAUAUAGCGAUGUAACUAUAGGACCAACUCAACGUGAAAUAACAGAUGGAAAUAAUUUGCUUUUAAAAAGUAAUGGCUUAAAAAGUGGUAUGUCUAAAAUAGAUAUGUCAGGUGUAUAUGGGUCCACACAAUCAAAAGCAGUAGCAAACGUAGCAGCAAACGUAGCAGCAAACGUAGCAGAUGAAGCAGUAGCAAACGUAGCAGAUGAAGCAACCCCCCUAGGUGAUAACGCAUCACUUGAAGAAAACACAGAACAUGUAACAGUCGAUCGGAGCAAAAGUGGUUACACUUACGAACAUCCCAGUGGAAAAAGCGCUUUGAAGAAGAAUUCCUAUUUAAGCAUGGAGGAAAAAGUAGAAGAAAUCAUAUGCAAUGAUAAGAAAAAAAUAAAGACGUCAUAUGAGGAAAGGAAACAGGAGGGGGAAGCACACAAAACGGAUGGCGUAGAUGAUGACAAAGUGAAGGAUGACAAAGUGAAGGAUGACAAAGUGAAGGAUGACAAAGUGAAGGAUGACAAAGUGAAGGAUGACAGAGUGAAGGAUGAAAGAGUGAAGGAUGAAAGAGUACAGGGAAAAGGCAGUUCGGACAUAAAUUGCACCAACAACGAAUAUAAUGAAAAAAGGGUAAAGAGCAGUUUAAGUAGUAGUGAAGACGUACAAGAAGGAGAUGGUGAUAGUGCUCCUCCUUUAAAUAAAUUUAAUUCUACUUCUACUGAGAUGCCAUCCAAUAAUGAACUGCUAGGUAGAACAUAUUCGAAUAAGAAUAUAAAAUUUUUUCAAAAAGAAGAAAAAAUAGAUAAUUGUGUUGAUGAGAUAAACUAUAGGACAAGUAAAAGCAAAGCACAUGACCAAGGCAAGGAAAAAAGGGAUAUGAAUAAUAAUAGGAUAUAUAAAACUCCACAAAAAAUAAAAAAUAUAGAUGAAUUCUUAACGGAAAAAAGAAGUAAUCAAGGAGUAACUGUCUUUGUAGGGGAAAAAAUACAAAAGGUUAAAGCUGAUUUUAAAUAUGGUGAAGAUGUACCUGUUAAAACUCAUAGUCGAACAAUAUAUGAAUCACAGUAUAGUGAGGAAUAUAGGUACCAUGAAUUACAUGGUGAAAGAAUCAUUGAAAAGAAGAAUGAGAAAACUGUUUUUAUAGCACAAAGAUGUGAAAGAAGUAAUGCAGAUGCACGUGCGGGGGAAGCGCUAAUUAAAAAGAAACCAGAAAAAAUUGUUUUCGAAGCACAAAGAUGUGAAAGAAGUAAUGCAGAUGCAAGAGCAGGGGAAGAACUAGUUAAGAAAAUUCCAGAAAAAAGCAUUUUCGAAGCACAAAGAUGUGAAAGAAGUAAUGCAGAUGCACGAGCGGGGGAAGCAAUAGUUAAGAAAACUCCAGAAAAAGCCGUUUUCGAAGCACAAAGAUGUGAAAGAAGUAAUGCAGAUGCAAGAGCAGGGGAAGAAUUAGUUAAGAAAAUUCCAGAAAAAAGCAUUUUCGAAGCACAAAGGUGUGAAAGAAGUAAUGCAGAUGCACGGGCUGGAGAAAACAUAAAGGAAAAAGGUAAUGGCAUGUAUGUAUUCGAAUCGCAAGGUAGUAUUAGCAGUACUGCUGAUGUAAGAUCAUGUGAAAAAUUAGAAGAAAAAAACAAUGAAAAGGUAAUAUAUGAAGCCCAAAAAUGUAAAGAAAGUAUUGCAGAUUUUAGAUCUUCAGAUAAGAUAAAAGAAGUCAUGAAAAGAAACUUGUCCGAUGAGUGUCACACCAUCUAG
Messenger RNA from Plasmodium malariae, 2244 nucleotides. Its product is annotated as conserved Plasmodium protein, unknown function. The transcript has a single exon. Lineage: Eukaryota; Apicomplexa; Aconoidasida; Haemosporida; Plasmodiidae. The record is from RefSeq and is a predicted model, not a curated record. The coding region runs from base 1 to 2244 and encodes 747 amino acids.